Molecule: messenger RNA, 1928 nt
Organism: Ilex paraguariensis (yerba mate)
Lineage: Eukaryota; Viridiplantae; Streptophyta; Magnoliopsida; Aquifoliales; Aquifoliaceae
Source: the annotation of a GenBank genome assembly
CUCUCCACCCUUUUUUGGCCCUCACUACUGCUAUAAGCUCAUGCUUAGUGCCUCACUAGCAAAACCAAACUCCAAAACUCUCCCUACUGUCUCUCCUCUCCCAUUCUCUUCUACCUCCUUCAUUUCCCAUUUGCCCUACUUUCUGAACCUAAAACCUCUACUCUGUCAAGUAUUUUCUUAGCCAAAUAUUCUGCUCUUAAAAAGUUUUGUCCUCUGCCAUGGAAGAAGGUGUUUAAGUUCAAGGUUUUCAGAAUAAGGAAACAGUUGCAAGUGUUGACUCCUUCCUCUCUCAGUUACUCUUUGAAGUGAUAGAGAGAGAAAAGCAACGAAGAGAGGUCCAUUUGCUCAUGUGGGUUGGUUCUCAUAACCAGCUUCUGCUUAUGGUUGCUGAAUUUGCUUGUUUUUGUUGUCUUCUGUCUGCCUAAGACCAUAGAGCAAAUGAGAUGACUAUUCAAAGCCUCAAGACCAUAUAGUCCCUCCUACAGUCCACCCGACUCCCUCUCUCUCUCUCUCUCUCUCACACACACACAGACACACACAAACAUCAAUCAACUGCAAUUACAUAGUAUUAAAGGUUAUGUUUCUAGUUAUCAUUAGUGGGUCAUUUACUUUGGUCUGAGAGGAAGAAGGAUGUUGUAGGUAUGGUGUCAAGAAGCCACAGUUUCCUAGUUGUGUAGUGUGUUGCUUCCAAAAGAGUGGACAAUUAUUAAGAAAACUCCUAAAAAAUUUGAGUCUGCCAGCACUUUUAAUUUAAUCAUAUAGGUUCUUCUCCACUGUUUUGUUCCUUCUCUUUUGGUCUCCAAACAAACAACAACAAUAAAAAAAAGGCCACAGAGGGAGAAGAGGGUGAGGACUGAGGAGGCUAGAAAUGGAACUUUCAAGUCAGGAAGGAGAGAUACCAAUUCCAAUCAACACUACAUAUGGUGGGGGACAUGGGCAUGGGCACAUGAUACAUGACCCAACACCCCACAACCACAUUAUACCUUCUUCAGCUCCCCAAAUCCCCUCCAAUGGCCCCAUAUCCACAACACUGGAGGACCAUAUGCCCUACAAAAAAAUGGUCAGAUAUAGAGAAUGUCUCAAGAACCAUGCAGCUUCCAUGGGUGGGAAUGCCACAGAUGGGUGUGGUGAGUUCAUGCCCAGUGGAGAAGAGGGUACCCUACAAGCCCUCACAUGCUCAGCCUGUAACUGCCACAGAAACUUCCACAGAAAAGAGAUUGAAGGAGAGUCCUCAUGUGAUUUCUACCACAACCCCUACCCCAACAGGGUAGGAAGGAAAGUCAUUCUGGGACAUCACAAGACCAUUUUAGGGCCAGAGACUUUGGGGUACCCAACAGGAACCCUUAUAUCUUCCAGAGCAGCUCAACCCCACCAGAUGAUAAUGUCAUAUAAUAUGGGUUCUUUACCUUCAGAGUCGGAUGAACAAGAAGAUGGUGGUGGUGGUUUUGUCGGUAGACCACCUCAAAUGGUGAAGAAAAGGUUCAGGACAAAGUUUUCACAGGAACAGAAAGAGAAAAUGCUCAACUUUGCUGAGAAAGUUGGGUGGAAAAUUCAGAAGCAAGAGGAAGCUGUGGUGCAACAGUUCUGUCAAGAAGUUGGAGUCAAGAGAAGAGUCCUUAAGGUUUGGAUGCACAACAAUAAGCACAAUCUUGCCAAGAAGAACAUUUCCACUGAUCAAAAUCAAAUUUAGAAAAAAAAAUUGAAAAAAAAAACAACUUUUUUCUCUUCCAUCUGCUGGGUAGCUUAAAAUAUUACCAUCUAUUUCUUUUUCCUUUUUAACAUUUUUAUUCCUCUUGUCUGCUUUUGAAGUUAUUAUCUUAUAUUAUUUGAAAUAACAUUGGUAAUGUAAUGUAGGUUAAGGAAAUUGGAUUUGGGUAAAGUUUGAGUUGUGAGUGGUUGUUCUUGUCCAACCCAUUCAGUGUAGAUUG